AGGUGAGCGCGAAACAAAAGCAAGACAGAGAAAAGUACUUGUUGUAAUAAUAAGCAAGAGAAAGAUAGAUAAUAAAUUAAUAAAAAAUAAAAAAAAAAAGAGUAGUAGGGGGAGAGUAAAAGAGAGAAAAACAAGUUGCAACCUUUGCAAGUGUGUUAGCCAAAAGCGUAAUAAUAAUAACAACACACACUAUGCCUCCGCCAACGCUUUGGCCGAAUGAAUGACAAGACGCCUUGUAGUUUUUUUUUUUUUGUUGCUUUAUUUUUAUAUAUAUUUAUAAUAUUAUUUAUAUCAAAUUUUCAACGUUAAAUUAAAAAUAAUUAUUAAUAAAAAAAUUGUGAAUAUACUGUGAGUGAAUAUUAUUGUGUAUUAAUUAAUACUAUUCAAUAAUCGACAAUUAUUAUAAAAAAAUAUAUAUGAUUAUUUUUUUUGUGUUUUGUUCAGUGCGUGGCAGUGUGUUUUGUUAGUUGAUGGAUUAUGAAGGGGAAUCCGGUGAAUAAAUAAGAGUCUUUUGUUUUUUCAACUACAAACUACUAACAGUGGCGGUGUAGUGUUGGUGUUGUUGUUGGUGUGUAUUUGACAAGGCCACAACAGGCCAGGGGUUGUGAAUAAAAAUUGAUAUAUAUUUUCUAUAUGAUAAAAUAUGUCGGGUACACAACGUAUGAGAAAAUCAUCACCAUGCUCAACAACAAAACAAGGGCCAAUGCGUGCUACCCUGCCGGUUAGUUCAUUACUUAGACAAAGUAGACAGGGUAGUAAUUUAAGAAAAAGUAAUAAUAACAGUCCAACUGUAUCACCAACAAAUGUAAAUACAUGGAAAGCACGCAUAUCACCAGAUACAUCAGCAUCAUCUGGUCAACGAAGUCCUGGCUCAUUAUCAUAUAAAGCUAAAUCAAAAACACUAAGUGGACGUGGUAGUGAUGGAUUAAAUGGUAAUCAAAAUAUUCGUCGUACAGCAUCACUUGAUACAAUUUAUUUAAAAGGACAAUGGCCUCGUGAAUCUUAUUAUAUUCAUACAAGUUUAUUUGUUGAUAAAUCAACACAAACUGAAGAAUGGCCAACAAGUACAACUAGCACUAUUACUACAACAACAACAACAACUUCUACAACAAGUAGUAGUUGUAGUAAUAGUAGUAAUAAUAAUGAAACAAGAAAAGUUAUAAAUCGACAUACAACUGGUAAUGAUAUACAAACUGUUAAUACAGAAGAAAAAUUACCAAUGGAAAAAUACAUAAGACAUAGAUUACAACGGACAAAUAAAGAAAGUACAAGUAGUAGAGAAAGAACAACAGCAUUUGGUUUAAUAUUACCAAGUGGUCCAGCUUUACCUGGUGAUCAUACUGUACUAUUGCCUAGUAUUGCAUCACAAACAUCAAUGCAAAAUCAAUUUAGUUUGAGUAUUAAAGCAAGCCCAAUGAAUAUACCAGUUAAACCAAUGAGACCACCAAUGCGUUCAUCAAUUGAAGGUCUUAAUCAAGAAAUUGAAGGACUCGUACUAAAAUCAUCAUCAAAUACAAAUGAUCUUGAUCAUUCAAUUGAGGACAAGUAUGCAAAAUAUCGUGAACAAAUGACACCAGAAGGUCACAGAGCACCUUUGGCUGAUCUUUUGAGGGCAACACGUAGUGUUAAUACUCAAACACCAGCCACUGAGCUUCCGUCCAGUUCAUACUCUUCAGGGCCACCAUCUAGGAAUUCUGAAUCACCACUUAUUCAAAGUCUCAUGGAUACUUCUCGUCCAUCCAGUGAUUUGCCACAAGGAGGCAGUCGUGGAUCAACCCCAGAUCAAGAGAGUCGUUUAGGUACAUCACCACACAUCAAUAAGUUUUUAGCAAGAGAACCACCAGAUGGUUGUGAAAAAGUUAAUCUUAAAUUCGUCGAAGAUCCCAGCAGACGACCAAUGAUAGAUUUGAGCAAAUUGGAUUAUUGUCCAAAGCCUUGUGUAGCAUUUCAGCUUAAACCAAGUCUUGGAUCAGCAUUUUUGCCUUUACAACAAAGUCCAACGAGUCCAACACUUGUAACUGCUGGUGUAUCUCAUACAACACCAACAACACCACCCCCUAAUCCAUAGUCUUAUGACUUUGGAAUUAUUACUUCACUCAUUAAUUAUCUUCUCUGAACACGCAAACGACAAAAAUAUUGAUAGUAAAAACAAUUUUUUUUUUUUGUUUAUACUACUAUCAACAUAAUUUGCUAUCCCAGUAUAAGAAGAAUAAAAAUAUAUAUAUAUUUAAAUAUAUAUAUAUUUAAUUUUUUUAAAAAUGGCACGUAAGUCAAAACAAUCAAUUGAGGGAUUUAAUUUCCCUUCUCUAUUAAUUAAACGUACUCGAUUACAGUAUUGUCGAAUGACGAAAAAAAAUAAGAAAAAAAAAAAAAAAAAAUGAGAUAAGAUAUGCAGAAAAUAAGAAAAAAAAAUAAAUAAUAAUUAAAUUAUAUUUAAAACGACAAAAUACAAGGAACAAUAAUUUGUGAUAAAUGGAAACUUGGGUUUAGAAAUAAACAUUGUGUUCUGCGGGAAUGAUAAGACUAGACGGAGAGAUAAGAAAAAAAAGGACAUGGAAAAUUAAAAAGAAUCUUUUUUUUUUGCUAAAAACAACUAACUCUUUAAUUUUGUAUACAAAAAUUUACUUAGAAUGCAAAAAAAAGAAACAAAUUAAAUAUUCAAAAUAAUGAUGUGAAUAAAUUUUUAGUAUAUAUUGCAAUUUAAAAUGUUUGCGAGAGGAGAAACGAAAAUUGUGAGAUGAAAAAAUGACAAGAUUUAAAAAAAAAAAAAAAAAUAUAUAUCUUUUUAAAAAAAAAAAACAAAAAAAAAAACAAAUAAAUAAAUAAAAAAAGAUAAGUACGCUUAGGUAUGUACAUAGGUGAACUCACUGGUUACAUCCUCUUUUGAGCCUUCUAUCAUAUGUUUUAACUAACAGCCUUAUCAGAAAAAAAAAAAAAAAAACAAAUUAUUAUUUUAAGUUUUUUCAUUUCUUUUUAAAAAUAAUUUGUAUUAUUAAUUUAUAAUUUAAUAUUCAAGAUCUGUUACUAUUUUCACUGUAGUCUUGUUAUUAAAAACAAAAAAAAGAAAAAAAAAAAAAAGUUUUUUAUUUUUCAAAAUUUACGAAAAUUUAAAUAAUUAUUAUUUAUAUCUUUAUUCAUUGUAAAACGAGAGUAUGACAUAUUUAAAAAAAAAAAAACAAAUUCAAUAUUACAAAAACUGUUACAUAUCAUUUUCGUGACAGUUUUUGGUAUUGUUAUUAUAUUUAGUUAAGUAAAAAAAAAAAUAUAAUUAAAUACUAACAAUGUCCAAUUCAUUUAUAUUAUUUAUAACAGAUUUUUUAAUAAAAUUUUAAAAAAACAUGCAAUGACAGGUCGGCUUGAGGGGAUGAACCCAAUUAUUAAUUUCAAUGAAAAAAAAUAAACGAGUAAAUAACUUAAAAACAAAUGUAAAAUUACCAGACAAUAUUUAGUAUUGAUUAAAGUAUGUUGGACCAGUUGUCAGGAUUGUAAAAAUAUAUAAUUUUAAUUAUUUAAAAAAAAUUGUGAUGACACACAAUUAAAUUUUUGGCCAUUAUUUUCAAGUUGUUUAAUCAAAAAAAAUAUAAAAAUUAUAAAUAAUAUGACUUGUUAAAAUAAAUAUAAAACACAUCUAGUGUGUUUUGAAGAAGAAAAAAAAUAAUAAUAAGCUCAUCAAGUCAUUGUUUCAUUGUUAAAUAAAAAAAAAAAAUAAAUUAAAUUUGAUAUCCAAAUAUGAUAUGAGUACCUGGCACACUGGUCUACGCUCUAUAUUGCUUUAUUUACGCUCAAUUGAAUUCAUUUUUAUCAGAUUAUCAUUAUAGAGCGUGACUAUAUAAAAAAAAAAAAAAACUAAUAUUAAAUUGUGCAUAGAAUUAAUUUUGCAAUUUUCUUUUUAUUUUAAAUCAAUAUAUUGUUAUGCAUAUAAUAAUUUUAUUUAUUAUUUUAGUUAUCAUAAUUUCUUGGAACAAGUGUAACGUUAAGAUUGUUGUGUCCAGUGUGUGAAUUACUAUUUUUUUUUUUUUUUUACAGGUAGAAAUAAAUAAAAGGAUAUCUUUAAUCAGUAUGAAAAUUAAAAUAUAUAUAAAUAAAAUUAAAUAAAAACAGAUAAUAAUUUUAUAAUAAAAUUUUACUUUUUAAUUAAACACUUAGCUGUAAUGGACACACAAUAGUCUAGACUAUUUAUUUUGAAUAAUUAUGAUAACAUUAGCAAUAAAUAAAAAAGAGAAAAAAAAAAAAAAAAUA
Aphidius gifuensis is the source of this 4239-nucleotide messenger RNA. RefSeq names its product glucocorticoid-induced transcript 1 protein-like. The record is from RefSeq and is a predicted model, not a curated record. The transcript is spliced from 8 exons. NCBI's taxonomy places the organism in Eukaryota, Metazoa, Arthropoda, Insecta, Hymenoptera, Braconidae. Bases 644 to 2068 code for a protein of 474 amino acids.